AUGCUCGUGUCGUUGACUGUGGGCAAGGUAGAUGCCGGAGUGGCAGUCCUGCUGACCGAGGACAAGCGAUUGAUCGAAUUCCCGUCCAUCCUGCUGCCGGCCGACAUUACAUCGGGUUCAAUUGUCGACAUCAACGUAGCCCGCAAUGAGGAAGCCGAGGACAAGGCUAUUCAGAAGUUUGACGCGCUCCAAGAAGACAUCUACUCGACCUUUGGUAUCCACUCCCCGUCUGCCCCCGUGCUGCGCUGUCGCAAUGCCACACAGACUUCUGUUGUGCUCGAAUGGGAUCCCGUACAGCUAGCUACGGCCGAGCUGCGUAGUCUGAGCCUGUACCGCAAUGGAAGCAAGGCAGGCAACAUCCCGCGCGACAAGCUGAGCACAAAGAUCUCGGGUCUCGCUGUCGAUAGCGAAUACACCUUCCACCUCGUCCUGCGCACUUCGGCAGGCACAUACACCAGCGAUCGCUUGACCGUCCGUACCCACAAAAUGACCGACCUCACCGGUAUCACCAUCACACCGGGCAUCAUGCCCCAACAGCUUCGCGAUGACCUGCAGGCCACUGUUGACCGCAUCGGCGCAAAGAUGAUCGAUACGCUGCGCAUCGACACUACACACUUCGUCUGUACAGAAGGCCGUGGCCAGGCUUGGGAGAAGGCCGGCGACAUGAACGUCCCCGUUGUUGUACCCGAUUGGCUCAAGGGCUGCGAACGCGAAGGACGCAUAGUCGGCGUCCGCGCAUACUACCUAGACGCCGACCCCAAGCUGCGAAACAUUGGUCCUACCAGUCAGCCUCUGCCAUCUCCCCAGGUCCAAUCGGAUCCUCGACGACCCUCGACUCAAUCACAACAGUCGCAACAACAUCUCCAGCUUCAGCAACAACAGCUCAGAGUUCACCCCCCGCUCUCUAGUCCUCGCAUCGAACACACCCCUCCCACACCCGAGCAAACCCAACGUCCCGAGAUUCCUACUUCUCAACCGUCAUCUGUACCUGCUCCUCCGCCAAAGGAUGAGUCUGUAGACACUGCACCUCCUACCCCACCAAAGGAAGAUCCCGUGCCUGAAACGGAACAGCCUUCCACACAACCUCCAGCUGCCGAACAAAAGCCCGCUCCCGUCUCCGACCUACCCUUCCGUAAUCUCCCAACGAACGUGGAAGAUCAUUCUGCGGAGUCGGCGAGUUCUGCGCCGACCGAAGAACCGUCCACCUCUGCUGACGCUACAGGAGAAAAGGAGGAGCCCAGCACGGAACCCCCAUCAGUGAACAAUCUUAAGGCUAUCGGUAUACCUCACGAGGAGGAACCAUCGUCAAAGGCACCGACCGAAUUUGAUGAUGUGGCUCUGUAA
Molecule: messenger RNA, 1344 nt
Organism: Aureobasidium pullulans EXF-150
Lineage: Eukaryota; Fungi; Ascomycota; Dothideomycetes; Dothideales; Saccotheciaceae
Exons: 2
Coding region: 1-1344 (447 amino acids)
Biological process (GO): conjugation with cellular fusion; Golgi to plasma membrane transport
Cellular component (GO): exomer complex; trans-Golgi network
Molecular function (GO): protein dimerization activity
Source: RefSeq, a predicted model, not a curated record